Bipolaris zeicola 26-R-13 is the source of this 2007-nucleotide messenger RNA. RefSeq lists its product as uncharacterized. The record is from RefSeq and is a predicted model, not a curated record. Gene Ontology annotation, biological process: triglyceride catabolic process. The coding region runs from base 1 to 2007 and encodes 668 amino acids. Gene Ontology annotation, molecular function: triacylglycerol lipase activity. NCBI's taxonomy places the organism in Eukaryota, Fungi, Ascomycota, Dothideomycetes, Pleosporales, Pleosporaceae. The transcript is spliced from 3 exons.
AUGGCUCCCUUACUGGCUUGGACAGUAUUAUUCACGUCAGUCAUUUCCACAGCCUCUGGGGCUGCCAUAAAACCCCAGCGACAAAGUGUCAACAAACGAUCAAUCUCGAAUAUCUUGGAACGCAAACCAGUAGUCCGUCCGAGAAGAGACGGAGACCCAACAGACUACUCCUGGGUGAAGAGCUUGGUUGCAAUAGGAGACAGUUUCACUGCUGGGAUUGGUUCAGGUAACCAUCUAGGCAGUGUGUUUCACGAUGAAAAUAGUUGGUUGUGUUCGCGUUAUGACCUGUCAUAUCCAAUGCUGGUCUACAACACAAUCGGAUCCUCAGUCAAAGACUUCCAGUUUCCUGCAUGUAGCGGGGACCGAUCGGUGCAGAUUUUUGAGCAAGUCGAAAAGCUCAAGGAUAACAUCGACAUGGUUAUCAUGACUGCUGGUGGAAAUGAUCUUUGCUUGGCCGGAAUGAUCAAGAAAUGCGUUAUGCUUCCCUACGAAGGAGAAGAGACAUGCAAUGCAAUCAUCGACAAAGCCCAAGAGAACAUCGAUACCAUUCUCAAGUCCAAUCUCAAGCAGAUCCUGUUGGCUCUCAACGAUAAGAUGGCCGAAGAUGGGGUCGUCGUGUAUAACGGCUAUUCCCAGUUCUUCAAUACUGAGAAUGAUGAUUGUGCCACCAAACAGUCGUGGGCAUUUAGUAGAUGGCUUCCCAAAUAUUGGUUCAAGACUGCUCUUACGCUCACAACUGCGCGACGAGAAAGGUUCAACAAACUCGUUUUGGCCAUCAACAAUGCGAUCAGAGACGUCAUAUACAUCUUGCGCGACGAAGAGUCUAUCAAAUACCAAAUCGGAUUUUCGAACUGGGAUCCUUGGGUGCGAGACGGAGUCAAAGGUCAGAUGUGCGAUCCGUCCUCAAGCGGAAAAUAUCCCGACUCAGACCAACCAGACCUCCAGUUCUUCAAACCGUCAACGGAUCUGGCUAGUUGGGAACAUGACGAGCUCAGGAAAAGACAAGAAGAUAUCAAGCAAAUGCACGAGAAUGGCACACUUCCCUCGAACAAGGACACAAUUGACCCGAGCAUCUACAACAGUAUUCUUUGGAAGUCAUCUUCUCCCGGUGCAGAAGUUAUCCAUAAGCUCAACAAACGAGCUCCUGCACCACCCGGUUGUCCAGGAGAUAAUGACUGGUUUGACCCGACACUGGGCUUAGGACUACCCGACAGUUUUGGUAAACUCUUCCAUCCUAAUGAACUGGGACACGAAACCAUUGCCUCAUUCGCACUUGCCAAAGGCAUUGAUCUUCGCGCCAAAGUACUCGGUCAAGACUCUGAGACGUGUGCCGUCACAGACGAGUUCAAAUGCUGGCAAAAAGAAGGGCGCAAAGGCUAUGUAACAGGUGACAGGAUGAACGAGAGCAUUGAAAAGUUCUGUGGCACAGAUGUCAACGCGCCUGAUCACGAAGUUGGCUGGAGAAGGGAAUUCACGUAUUACCCAGGCACACUGGACGAACAUACCUUUGUUUUGCAGCUCGGCCAGGACGCUGGCGACUUCAAAAAAGAUGACUGUAUCGAAUCUUUCCAACGAAUCGUUCACAGUUGUGAUGGAAACGAUCCCGAGAACCCGCUAAACUGGAAGUUUGGUGGAAGAUGGCGCCGAGACGAUUACACGUAUGAGAUUAAUGUCAAGCGCGAUAACAGGCCAUGGCCGGUGAAGGCGACAUACGGUUCAUGCAACGGAGACUACAAAUUCCUCUGGAGCUACUACGAAAUCAGAGGUGCUGGAUUCAGCAGUUGGGACUACGGACAAGAAACCAUUCUUGACCAAACAAGAAAAUGCUUGGGCUUGGGUGUCCAUGAAUGGGGGUUCUCAUACUUUGAUGAACCGGAUGAAAACGGUUAUGAAUGGUUUGCAAGCUUCCGCACCCCAGUUUGGGUUAAGGCAAGGUGCUUUGCAAACAACAAAGUUGUCAUGGCCUCUGGAGGAUUUACAAAUGGGUGCAGCGGCAGUGACUCCUGA